UCAUUUAUUUAAAACUUUAAGUUAGCAAUAUUCCUUUUUAAAUGGCUCUGAGUAGCCGUGUGGUGAUAAAAUGUCUUGGAUUUACUAAAAAUAUAUGGGCACCCCCUUUUUGCCGUGCACUGCUCAGUAAAGGGAAUAUUCCCAACUUGUAUACAACUACGCGACAGAUAUCUAAAUCUUUGAGUGAAAUGCGAGAAUUGGCAGCUCGGAUUUGCCGAGAUUACUUAACGGGUGCUUGGAAAACUGUCUCAGCGGAAGAAAUCAAGUUAAAACGCAUAAGUGGUGGCCUUUCAAAUUAUUUGUACUAUGUCAGUUUACCCGAUAGUACAAGAACGUCGUCCAGAUCUUCAUCAGUUUCAUCAACAUCGUCAAUUACAUCUGAACCAAUAGAUUUGGUGCCUAGGAGAGCGCGAAAAAAUAGUCCAGUUGAUUUUCUACGUAACGGAAAUCUCUAUGAGCCUCGUGAAGUCUUACUACGCAUAUAUGGACAUACACAUGGAGAACAGGCUCUAGAGACUAUGUUGACGGAAACUGUAGUAUUUGCUCUUCUUAGUGAAAGAAAAUUAGGUCCAAAGUUGCAUGGAAUCUUUCCAGGUGGACGCAUAGAACAAUAUAUUCCGGCCAGAGCCUUGAGAACAUUCGAGUUAUCCAAUCCACGAAUAUCUACGAAGAUUGCUGAAAAGACAGCAGAGAUUCACAGUUUAGACAUUCCUGUUUCCAAGGAGCCUGAUUGGUUAUGGUGUACCAUGGAGAGGUGGCUUAAAACGGUCGAGUCUGUUCUCAGCAAAUUCCAAGCUACUAACGACGAUGAGGCUCUGCAAUUGGAAAAGUUGCGUCAAAUCAAUUUUCGCCAAGAAAUGAAGUGGUUUCAAGAAAUUGUGAAAGGAUCACAGGAAUUUCCAGUAGUUUUCUCACAUAAUGAUCUGCAAGAGGGCAAUAUACUCUUCAAGGAUUAUGAAUCGAUUGAUCAUAGAAUAAGCGAUGAACAGGAUUUACAUCAAAUCUCUGGUGAUGGUUUAAAUGCGAAUUUUAGUUCAAUUAUCCUCGCAGCACCCCAACAAGGAUCAUCAAGAAAUGAUGUUCACAUUGAAGACAAUGGGAAUAUAUCGUCUCAUACAGCUCGCAAAAUAACUGUAAAUAACAUGGAAAAGACGAUUGCAGGGGAAUUAGAUGACACAUGUGAUUCCGUAUUAAGUGGAAAUUCACAGUUAUUCUCAGAUAGCAGAGACGGAUAUGAUCCGGAACUUAUUAUAAUUGACUUCGAGUACUGCUCUUACAACUAUCGUGGCUUCGAUUUUGCUAACCAUUUUAUCGAAUGGACAUUUGAUUACAUAUCGAAUGAAAAUUAUCCAUUUUACACACAUAAGCCAGAGCAAUUCCCAAAUAAAAAUCAAAAGUUCAGUAUCUUGGCCAAUGCAGACGUGCUCCUAUCAGCUAUGAUUAUAUUGCUACAAAAUGCCUUCUUAUUAUUCCGGGUGCAAAACUAAAAUUAUUCGUCAGGCUAGUGAUAGUGUUAAAUGCAAUGUGUGUGAUAACGUAUAUCAUGCGCUAUGACAAAGAAUGGACAAAAGUGCAUUUGAGAAUUAUAUAAAUUCUUCACCCGCGCAGAAAAGUCUAUGGAGCUGCCUAUCGUGCAGGGGGAGGGUUAUGAGUGUGAAAGAGAAGAAUCCAGUUACAGUUGCAGAAUCAACUAAUGAAUCUAUGGGCUCUGAAUUUGCUGAGUUGAAAAAAUUUCUGGAAAACCGCUUUGAUCAAGUUGAGGCAUCCAUUCUUGAGGUGAAAAUUCUUGAUGUAGCGCAAUUAAAAGAUAAAGUAUCUAAUAUCAACCACUCGGAUUUGAAUGCGAUUGAGAUCCAUGGACUUCAGAGGUUGCCCUACGUUAAUGAUAUGAUAACAAAUUUGAAUUUGCUGAACGCAUCUUGGAAGAAGUUCUAAAAAUUAGUAUUGAUGAGCGUGAUUUGGGUGAUUUGGAUGAUGUUAUCAAGAAGAAAAACGCUAUCAACAAAACUGGAUUAAAUUUGAACAGCACAAAAAAAUCCAACUCUGUAUAGAAAACAGGAUGUGAUUUUUUGGUUGUGCGCUUUGUAUCACGAAGAUUAAGAGAGACAGCAAUGUAGAGUUGGAGAGAUGUGUGGAGAUCUGAGAAAACCACAUUCGAUGUGAUGGAAUAAACUGGUCUUCCGAUUAGAAUGAAUGAGAGAUUGCGCAGAUCAACGAGGAAUCUAUUAUACCAGGCGAAAGCAGUGGCAAAAGAUAUAGGCUGGAAGUAUAUCUGGGUGAAAAAGGCAAAGAUCUUUUUGAGAAAAGAGAAAACGAUGAGGUAUUAAUUGUUAAUUCUUUGGAGGACAUCGAAAACUACAAGGGGCGCGUGCAGUGAUUUUUUUGUCAUAUUUCGUUAGAUUGGCUUAACUCAGUGAUGGCAAAACGUUCACAUUCGUCACCAGCCAUUACUUACUGCAUCUCUUUUUAUGUAAUAUGAAUUAAUAUGUAAUAAUAAAUAAUAAUAAAAUUAUAAUUGCGGCACUGAGUUGAAAAAAAAUCUUGCUUCAA
Phlebotomus papatasi is the source of this 2550-nucleotide messenger RNA. RefSeq names its product choline/ethanolamine kinase. The coding region runs from base 42 to 1487 and encodes 481 amino acids. Gene Ontology annotation, cellular component: cytoplasm. The transcript is spliced from 5 exons. NCBI's taxonomy places the organism in Eukaryota, Metazoa, Arthropoda, Insecta, Diptera, Psychodidae. Gene Ontology annotation, molecular function: choline kinase activity; ethanolamine kinase activity. The record is from RefSeq and is a predicted model, not a curated record. Gene Ontology annotation, biological process: phosphatidylethanolamine biosynthetic process; CDP-choline pathway.